AUGUCAAAUUUUUCAUAUAGAUAUGUGCCAAGCUUAUCUAACCCUGCUGACAUAGCAACAAAAGGAUAUAUGUCUCCAGUUGAACUUGCAAAUUUCGAUCAGUGGUGGAACGGACCUCAAUGGUUAAAAUAUGAAGAAUCAGCAUGGCCUCAAUGGGAAAAUAAUAUUUAUUACGAACACGAAGAAUAUGAAACGGAAAUCUGUUCGACAAUAGUCACAACUAAGACCAUCACAAUCAGAAGGUUUCAGUUAAUUGAUGCAACUCGUAUUAGUAAAUGGACGAGACUACGAAGAACAGCAGCUUGGGCAUUAAGAUUUUUAAGAUAUAUAUCGAAGGGAAGAUUCAAAUGGUUGAAAGAAGUACCAAAAGAAACAGAAUUAACAUCAUACGAACUAGCCGCAGCAACCAAAGCCUUAAUUAUACAAGCUCAAUCGGAAGGUAUCAAUGAUGAGGAAAUAAACAAAUGGAACCUUUAUUAUUGCGACAAACAUUACAUAUGGAAAUGCCGAAGCCGACUGGAUAACACUAGUAUAGGAAUAUAUCCAGACAGUUUAAAUCUAUCUUCCAAGGCAUAUUCAAUAACUAAGCUUCUUAUACAACACCAACAUGAAGAUCUAUGCCAUGCAGGAAUUGCUCAUACAUUAUCAGAAUUGAGAAGAAACUUCUGGACACCUAAAGGCAGAACUGAAGUAAAAAGCGUACUGAAUAAGUGCAUGGCUUGUAAAAGAUGGAGAGCAAAACCAUUCAAACUACCGGUAAUGCCGAAUGUACCAGAAACUCGAAUCAAACGUACUCGGACGUUUGAACAUGUUGGACU
Acanthocheilonema viteae is the source of this 818-nucleotide messenger RNA. Lineage: Eukaryota; Metazoa; Nematoda; Chromadorea; Rhabditida; Onchocercidae. The record is from the annotation of a GenBank genome assembly.